This is a messenger RNA of Dendrobium catenatum, 6694 nucleotides long. RefSeq names its product 1-phosphatidylinositol-3-phosphate 5-kinase FAB1B. Gene Ontology annotation, biological process: phosphatidylinositol phosphate biosynthetic process. The record is from RefSeq and is a predicted model, not a curated record. Bases 933 to 6389 code for a protein of 1818 amino acids. The transcript is spliced from 12 exons. Gene Ontology annotation, cellular component: endosome membrane. Gene Ontology annotation, molecular function: 1-phosphatidylinositol-3-phosphate 5-kinase activity; metal ion binding; ATP binding. Lineage: Eukaryota; Viridiplantae; Streptophyta; Magnoliopsida; Asparagales; Orchidaceae.
AAUGGAAAAGCUUGCCGGCACUUCACAUGAAACUUGACAGUCUGAAGCCUGAGAAGGCACGCGGAGGAAGAAGAGUAGAGGGAGAGGGUGAAGAAGACCGAAUUAAAGGAAGGAGGAAAGAGGAAAGAGGGAGAAAUUGGGCUGGAAAUCCUUCCUGCUUUUACUUCUACUUUGUGUGAUUGUGGCGGAAAUUUGGUUCCAUUUUGUGUCGCUUCUACUGAGAUCAACUGAAGAGGGGGGAUAAAGUGAUUACCCUUUAGGAUUCCUGUCGCGGCUGCCGUAAUUGCCGCACUGAGAGACGAGGUUCUAUUACGACUGUUUUGGUCUGCAGUCCCUUUCUUUUGGGCAUUAUUGAAGAGCUUUCCCUGGCACUUGAGCUAUUUUGGCAAUACUUAAUCAGUUCAUUACUUGUGCUGGAGAUUAGGGUUUCUUUGUUUUGGCUGGACACAGAGGAUGUGCGAUGGGUGCGGUUGAUGUUUACUGCUGGACUCCACAGGGGGUCAUCGAUGAGAGAUGGAUAAGGGUCUUCAUGGAAGUGGCUUAUAUUGGCAUGAGAGUGCUCUAUAAAGUUGCUUCAGUGCGUGAUUCAGUUUAGCCAGUCAGUAUUACUUUCAUUUUUGACCUGCAUAGGUGCUUGUGGCCUGAGUUAGAUCUUCCGAGUUAAUCGUCUUUAUCUUUGUAUUAUGUAGAAAGUCUGAUGAUUCCUGUUUUUGGAACGGAAAAUAGCAAUUUUUGUUAAAUUAUUUUAGAAGAGUUGUUCAUAGAAAAUAUGUUCUCAGAGAAUUGUUGGGCUAAUAUUUAUAUAAACAGUUGAUUGAUGAAAUUUGAGAUCAGACCAGUCAGUUUUUGGUAGCAUAGCAGUGAUGAAAGAACCUGUUAGUCUGAUUCAUUUCUAUUUGGCUUCUUAGCUACAGAUCCCCUUUUAACUAUGCAUGGGACUGGCCAAUAGAAAUAGGAAGUUCUCGGAGAUUGUUCAUAUGAUGAAGACCUGGAGCCCACGAAGGUCAGAGCCAGAAAAUGUGUUGAGAGACUUCUGGAUGCCAGAUGACAGUUGCAGGGUUUGUUAUGAGUGUGAUUCACAAUUUACAGUUUUUAACCGUAGACAUCAUUGCCGUCUGUGUGGGCGUAUAUUUUGUGCAAAGUGUACCUCAAAUUUUGUGCCAGUUAAUUCUGAUGAGUCGAGGCAUAUGCAGGAAGAAAAUGAACGAAGAAUUAGGGUUUGUAACUAUUGCUUUAAACAAUGGGAGCAAGACCUAGCAGCUAAUAGUCUUGGUGGUGGUGUUUCCACCUCUCCUCUGGUCCUCGACCAUUUUCUUUCAACAACUAGCUUGACUAGUACUCAGUCAAGCGGGACAACUAGCAGCGGUGCAACAGCUACAGGAUUUGGGCAAUACUCUCCUGGUGAUUAUCAGAGUACAAAAUGUAGCUCAGGUCAUAGCGUCAGUCAGUCCACGUACAUUGGUCCAGUCCCUGAUAAACAAGAUAUGAUGAUGACUGAAGGAAACAUGGAUUCAGUUGCCGGGACAGUACAUCCUCCCUCUAAUGAGUUCGGCUUUUGCCUGAAUAGGAGUGAUGAUGAAGAGGACGAGUAUGAUGGUCAUUCAGACUCAGGAAGACACCAGUUUCUAACUUCUGCUGAUUAUUUUCAUCCUGUAAAUUUUGAUGAAGUUCACCGCGGUUACUGCUCAAAUGGAGUUCAUCCUGCUGCAGAAUUUAAUGAUGUGGAAGAAAAAAUUUCUCAUGCACAUGGUGAGAUGCUGAGUUAUGAUUUGUUGGAGAAGGAUAAGACUUCUGAAGAGUUGGGUCAUGAUAAUAGCUGUGAGUGCAAUGCUUCGUCUGCCAUAUAUGGUAUAGAAAGUACAGAUAAACAGCCUGUGGAUAUUGAGAACAAUGAACGGCUUUGGCUUCCUCCUGAACCUGAAAAUGAAGAAGAUGAACGCGAAUCUUCUUUGGUUGAUGAUGAUGAUGGUGAGGACACUUUAGGAGAGUGGGGGUAUCUGCAAUCGAACAGCUUUGGCAGUGGUGAGUGUCGAACUAGAGAUCGGUCAAGUGAAGAGCACAAGAAGGCCAUGAAAAAUGUUGUUGAUGGACAUUUCAGGGCUUUAGUAGCUCAACUUCUUCAGGUUGAAAAUCUUCCUGUUGGUGAAGAGCAUAACAAUGAUGGAUGGCUGGAGAUAAUUACUACUUUGUCAUGGGAAGCAGCGACUCUGCUUAAGCCAGAUACUAGCAAAGGUGGAGGUAUGGAUCCUGGUGGCUACGUGAAGGUCAAGUGCGUGGCUUGUGGGUCUCGCAAUGAAAGUAAAGUAAUAAAAGGAGUGGUUUGUAAGAAAAAUGUUGCUCAUCGUCGGAUGCCAUCAAGGGUGGAGAAACCACGUCUUUUAAUCCUGGGAGGAGCUCUUGAAUACCAGCGGGUGACAAAUCUGUUGUCCAGUUUUGAUACUUUGUUGCAGCAGGAAAUGGAUCACUUGAAGAUGGCUGUUGCUAAAAUUGAUGCUCAGCAUCCCAAUGUUCUUCUGGUUGAGAAAUCAGUGUCUCGUUAUGCUCAAGAUUAUCUUCUUGCAAAGAACAUUUCUCUUGUUUUGAAUAUUAAAAGGCCUCUUUUGGAACGCAUAUCUCGCUGUACUGGUGCUCAGAUUGUCCCAUCAAUCGACCAUCUGUCAUCACUAAAGCUAGGUCAUUGUGAUUUGUUCCAUGUGGAUAGGUUUUUUGAAGACCAUGGGAGUGCUUGUCAAAAUGGAAACAAAUUAACUAAGACACUGAUGUUCUUUGAAGGAUGCCCAAAGCCACUGGGCUGUACAAUUCUGCUCAAAGGUGCCAAUGGGGAUGAACUAAAGAAAGUUAAACACGUUAUCCAAUAUGGAGUUUUUGCAGCGUAUCAUUUAGCUCUUGAAACCUCAUUUUUAGCAGACGAAGGUGCCUCUUUACCAGAGCUUCCUUUGAAAUCCCCUUUAACUGUUGCACUGCCUGAUACACCAUCCAUUACAAAUAAAUCUAUAUCUACAAUACCUGGUUUCACCUUGUCUUCUGGUGGUAAUUCAUACCAUAGCGGUAAUGUCCAGAUUCUGAAUCCUGCAUCUAAUCUCAGCCAUCCAUCAGUGGAUAUGAAUGAUUAUCCUUUAGAUAGAAGUGGCCAGUAUGAGCAAUUUUCAGAAAGACAAAAAGCAAUGCCUGGUGACUCAUCGCUACCAUGGAUAUUAUCAGGAUUUCAGGAUGUUUGUUAUCAACCUUGGGGUGCAAAAGAGGAAAGCAAAUUGGGUUUGGUUGAUCAUUUUGAGGCUAAAGCGUUGUCAAAAAAUAUGGAGACUGUGCAUAGUCGCUAUGGUUCUAAAAUCAGUGGUCAAGGUAGUGCAGGCACUUCAGACUCAUCCAACAUUACGUCAAAUCAUACACAAGCAGACAGCAGAAAACUUUUUGGAGAACCAGGUACUAUCAACUUGGUAGCUCCACAUCUGGAUAAAAAUGACAGGGAUGAGAAUGUAUUAUCAAAGGAAGAUUUUUCUCCUUCCUCUGAUCACCAGAGCAUUUUGGUUUCACUGUCAACCAGGUGCGCUUGGAAGGGCACUGUUUGUGAGCGUGCACAUUUGUUUCGCAUCAAAUACUAUGGCACCUUUGACAAGCCUUUAGGAAGAUUUUUAAGAGACCAUCUGUUUGACCAGAGUUACCGAUGUCGUUUCUGUGAGAUGCCAUCAGAAGCUCAUGUCCAUUGCUACACUCAUCGUCAAGGAAGCUUAACAAUAUCUGUUAGAAAGCUUUCAGGGUUUCUUUUACCUGGUGAGCGUGACGGUAAAAUUUGGAUGUGGCACAGGUGCCUCUGCUGUCCUCGAAUUAGUGGAUUUCCUCCAGCUACUAAAAGAGUUGUGAUGUCUGAUGCUGCUUGGGGUUUGUCUUUUGGCAAGUUCUUAGAACUCAGCUUUUCAAAUCAUGCUGCUGCUAGUAGAGUGGCAAGCUGUGGUCAUUCACUACACAGGGAUUGCCUGCGCUUUUAUGGAUUUGGAAGGAUGGUUGCUUGUUUCCGCUAUGCGCCAAUCCAUCUACAUUCUGUUUUUCUACCACCUCCAAAACUUGAUUUCAGCUUCCAGCAACACGAUUGGAUUAAAAAAGAAGCGAAUGAGGUUGCUGACAAGGCUGAACAUUUAUUCCGGGAUGUGAUCAAUGCUCUCUGUCAACUUGCUGAGAGGAGGCCAAACAAAGGGUCCCUUAGUGGUAAUGAUACAGACUGCAGACGCAGUAUUGUUGAUUUUGAAGGAAUGCUGAAAAAGGAGAAGGCAGAAUUUGAGGAAUAUUUUCAUAAAGUGGCGAAAAAUGGGGUGAGAAAGGGGGAGCCAGUGAUGGAUAUUCUUGAGAUAAAUAAACUAAGGAAGCAGUUACUUUUCCUGGCAUUUCUGUGGGAUCAGCGUCUAAUAUUUGCUUCUGGUUCAGAGAACAGCAAUCAUGAAGUGGUUAGUGGUCUCAUGACUAAGAGCAAGGACAAGAUUAGUUCUAUUGGAAAACUAGUUGAUUUGAAUAUUGCUCCUAAACUAUUUCGAGGCUCUACUAGUUUGGAUUCAAUAAAAUAUGAUUCUGUUAAAGCGACUACAACUUUGCUCGACCAUAAUGAAGGAUCUCUUGAUAAUACCAGUCAAACUGAUGCAAGUCAUCGAUUAAGAGAUUUUGAUCAGGGCUCUAUUCAAAGUAAAGAGUGCAAAAUCCUUUCUUCUGCAUGCAUUACAUCAAAUAACAAAUUUGAUCCUCUUGAUUCGAGUGUUCUUGCCGAUAAGUUUCUUUCCGAUGGGCAAAUUCCUGCUAUGGAAGAUUUGUCAGGAAACUUACAUGCGAAAUGGACAGGUGAAAAUAGAUCUCAACUUUUUGAGGGUAGCUUGAUGAAAUCACCAAGUUUCGUAGGAGUGACUUCUUCAGUCACAGUCUCCGACAGUUCAGAUGAACAGAUGGGGACCGAUGAAGUGCAGCCCAGUGAAUUUUCAAACAGCUACAGUAGAGAAGGACAUUCUAAAGAUCUCUCAAACUGGAUUAAAUUGCCAUUUCUGAAUUUCUACAAUCUGAUGAAUAAGAAUUUGGGUAAAUUUGAUUCCCUUCGUGAUUACAGUCCUGUUCAUGUUUCUUCUUUUAGGGAAUUGGAACACCAGGGUGGAGCUCGAUUACUUCUUCCUAAUGGAGUCAAUGACACUGUCAUUCUAAUUUAUGAUGAUGAACCAACCAGUAUCAUUUCCUAUGCGCUUGCUUCAACUGAUUACCAUUUUCAGUUAUCUGAGGCCUGCGAGAAAACAAAAGAUGGAGCAGAAUCUUCGACUCAUUUGCCAUUUUUUGAUGUUGGAAAUGUCCAAACUUUUAAGUUAGCAGAUGAUGUUUCUUCUGAAUCUGUCAGAAAUAGUUGGUCGACUGAAUUCAAUUCUUUGCCCAAGUCCGCAAGCAGAAGCUCCUUGAUUGGUGAUCCACUGGCAUUUAGUAAAGCAUUGCAUACCAGAGUUUCUUUUUCAGAUGAUGGAUCCCUUGGUAAAGUCAAAUACACUGUAACGUGUUAUUAUGCAAAACAUUUUGAUAGUUUGAGGAAAACUUGCUGUCCAUCUGAACUUGAUUUCAUAAGAUCACUCAGCCGUUGCAAGAAAUGGGUGGCACAAGGUGGCAAGAGUAAUGUCUUUUUUGCAAAAUCCUUGGAUGACAGGUUUAUAGUAAAGCAGGUUACAAAAACAGAACUGGAAUCAUUUAUCAAAUUUGCUCCAGAGUACUUCAAAUAUCUUUCAGAGUCGAUUGCUACAGGAAGUCCAACUUGCUUGGCUAAGAUUCUUGGAAUCUAUCAGGUUAUAGUUAAGCAAGUAAAAGGUGGAAAAGAAUCGAGGAUGGAUGUACUUGUUAUGGAGAACCUACUGUUUGGACGAAAUAUAACGAAGCUGUAUGACCUAAAGGGAUCUUCGCGAUCACGCUACAAUCCAGAUUCUAACGGCAACAACAAAGUACUCCUAGAUCAGAACUUAAUUGAGGCAAUGCCAACCUCCCCUAUUUUUGUUGGAAAUAAAGCAAAGAGGUUAUUGGAAAGAGCUGUCUGGAAUGAUACAUCUUUUCUUGCUUCCAUUGACGUAAUGGAUUAUUCUCUUCUGGUGGGGGUUGAUGAAGACAACCAUGAACUUAUUCUGGGAAUAAUUGAUUUCAUGCGACAGUAUACUUGGGACAAACACCUGGAAACAUGGGUUAAAGCUUCAGGUAUACUCGGUGGGCCCAAAAAUGUCUCUCCUACUGUCAUUUCACCAGAACAGUACAAGAAGCGCUUCAGGAAAGCCAUGUCUGCUUAUUUUCUUGUGGUACCAGAUCAGUGGUCACCACCAUCUAUAAUCACCAGCAAGUCGCAUUCUGACCUCUCUGAAGCCAAUCAGGUAAGUGCUUCCCUCGAAUCAUAAGUUGUUCUUUUGUAUAUUAUUCUUUAAUAAGUAGGGAAAUUUCCCACCUGUCUUAAUAGUUCAUAUUAGGAAAAACUGUAUUUUGUGUACACAGCAUCACUUGUUAAGAAUAUAUCCAGUAAUUAUUUGAUAAACAGACACUGUAAGCGUCUUAUAUGAAAUCAGAGCUGUAGUGGGAAAACAUGUGGCAUUAGGCUGGUGUAGAUUAGAUGGCAUUGGAAGCAUAAAAGGGUUAGCUUGUCAUGUAGAAUGUGUAGUUCAUGUAGAGGAUUUGUUUCUGAUGAAAGCUAUUUUUUUUUUUUUUU